Molecule: messenger RNA, 777 nt
Organism: Mercurialis annua (annual mercury)
Lineage: Eukaryota; Viridiplantae; Streptophyta; Magnoliopsida; Malpighiales; Euphorbiaceae
Product: actin-related protein 2/3 complex subunit 5A
Exons: 3
Coding region: 37-459 (140 amino acids)
Biological process (GO): Arp2/3 complex-mediated actin nucleation; regulation of actin filament polymerization
Cellular component (GO): Arp2/3 protein complex; cytoplasm; actin cytoskeleton
Molecular function (GO): actin filament binding
Source: RefSeq, a predicted model, not a curated record
UUGAAGACUUGUGUUCGCAGAGAGAAAAAAAAGAAGAUGACAGCAAUGGCAGGUGGGAGGGAAGAAGAAUUCAUAGAAGCCGAGAAUGCAGAGGCAAUAAUUACAAGAAUUGAACACAAAUCUCGCAAGAUCGAGAGCUUGCUUAAACAGUUUAAAACUGUCGAAGCUCUCAAAACCGCUCUUGAAGGAUCCCCUCCGAACACCCGUGACGAACGAUGCAAGUCGGCGAAUUGGAUAGCGGUGCAUCGAGCCAUCAUGGCUAUUAAAGAUGUGGAUGGAAUGUUUUCUUCUUUGGAUCCUGAAUACUACGAUAUUCUCAUGAAGUACUUGUAUAGGGGUUUGUCCACCGGCGAUCGGCCAACUUGCGAUCAGUGCCUUCGGAUACACGAAAAGUUGACAGAGAAAGCUGGGCUGGGCUGCAUUUUACGUGCCCUCGCAGACACUGUGAAUACCGUUUGACUUCAUUGCUUCAUGCCAUCCAUAAAAUAUUGCUUGAAAAAGUAUUAUGUACCACUAAUAGGGAGUAUUUGUAGUGUUUGUACUUUAUAGCUUUGCUAAUAUAUGCAACCAAAUUGUGCAAUUUGACUUGCAAGGGAACAACAUAUCAUGAUAUCAUACCUCAUAGUGUCCAAAAGCGACCCACCAGCUAUGGGCCGGGGCCCCACUCGUUGUAAUAUAGGUCUGGUUCUACUCCUAUGGGUAGGAUCUGGAGCUACAGGUCAAUAAAUAUGCAGAGAUAGGAUCCAGUGGCAAAGAUAUGGAUCAUCAUUGAAACCA